Saprolegnia parasitica CBS 223.65 is the source of this 673-nucleotide messenger RNA. RefSeq lists its product as hypothetical. The record is from RefSeq and is a predicted model, not a curated record. Lineage: Eukaryota; Oomycota; Saprolegniomycetes; Saprolegniales; Saprolegniaceae. The transcript is spliced from 3 exons. The coding region runs from base 18 to 614 and encodes 198 amino acids.
GAAAAAGAUUGGAAGCGAUGGAAGGAUACCUCCGGUUCCGCGGCAAGUGCAAGGAGUGGCAGGCCGCGCAUGACAAGGUCGUUCGGCUCGUCACGGCCUUCCAGAGCCAGAUCGGCAAGACGAAGGAGGUCGAGGAGCCGCCGACGGUCGAGGACGACGGCAUGGAGCUGCUGGGCCUCCAUGGGUAUGGCGGCAACCGGUCCAUCGACGGGUACCUCGCGGAAGGGACGCUCGCCGCGCUCAAGGCGUACCCGCGCAACGUGCAGGAUCUCCUCCUCGACAUGUACGACAUCCUCGAGGAGACGCAGAAGCGCAUCAUGGCCAUGUCGACGUCGGACGCGGUCGAUACGGGGCCGUCCGGCAUGCAGGUCUCGGCGAUGCAGUACUUGCGCUUCAUCAAGAUCGAGCUCGACAUGUACGAGUCCGAGUACCAGCAGAUCGCCAUCACGAUGGCGUCGAUGGAGUUUGCGACAGCGACAGGCGCCAUGAACGCGUUCAUGACGUCGCUCUCGACGCAGCCCUUCAUCAACAUCGACACGAUCCUCGCCAUCACCGAGCAACACAACUUUUCGUACCAACUUCUCAAGGCCGAGCCCAAGGACGAAUGGGUCUAAGGCGCAGCCCUAUUUAUGAAGACGCCCCGUACUACCUGCAUCCUCAUCCUCCUACCCAU